Molecule: messenger RNA, 2054 nt
Organism: Mangifera indica (mango)
Lineage: Eukaryota; Viridiplantae; Streptophyta; Magnoliopsida; Sapindales; Anacardiaceae
Exons: 11
Coding region: 86-1852 (588 amino acids)
Source: RefSeq, a predicted model, not a curated record
AAGGGCUUUGCGCUUUACCGAAGAUUGGCUUUGAACUUCUCCGAGGUGGCCUGUGGCGGAUCUUACUGUAAUUCCACUCUCCAAAAUGAAAACCCUAACCUCGAAAUUUGUUGUCUCGAGGACCCUAGAACUGCAAUUGCAUACGAGCUCUUCUUCAUCGAAUACAAAUAUUAUAUCUCCUUCAUUUUUCCCCUUACAACGCCUUCGCCACCAUUGCCCCAUCUUCUCUUCUCCCUCCUAUCUCAGACCCAGAACCAGAAAUUCCAAAUUGGUCCACCUCUCAGCUUCUCUCUCUCAUCUCUCUUGGCUUUCUCCGCACCAAAGUGGCAGUAACGAUUAUAAUGGUUGGGCCAUUGUCGAGUCUCCUCCUGAAAACAAUAACAAGAAGAAAGGUUUUUCUACAUUUGUGAUUGGAGUUACUGUGGGGUCUUCAUUUGCUCUUUUACUUGCUGCCAUUUCUUACUUUUCGCUCUCAAGAACAGGUUUCAAGUUACAGUUUGGUAGUUCGUGGAAUGUUUUGAAUGACAUUUUGAAAUUGAAUGAAACAAAUUUUGAUGAAAGCAAAACUGUGGACUCUCGCGAAACGGAUGGAGACAACAUCGCAAGUCCUGGCCCUAAGUGUGUACAACAUGACACUGGUAAAACUGUUGCUUCAGGAUCAGUGGACAGGCUUGAACGGGUUAUUGUGUCAGUUGCCACAGAUUCUACUCAACAAGAGUCCUUGUCUAUAUUGAAGAAACUGAAGAUCAUUGAAGAUAAUGUUGAAACUGAUAAAUUGUGCACUAGAAGGGAAUAUGCAAGAUGGCUUGUUUGUAUAAACUCAUCAUUGGAGAGGAGUCCAAAGCACAGGAUUGUUCCAUCCAUAUCACUUUCUGGGUCCGUGGUUGCUGCUUUCAAUGAUGUAGAUGUUGAAGACCCAGAUUUUGAGUUUAUCCAAGCACUUGCUGAGGCUGGUAUUGUUCCCAGCAAGCUAUCAGGGAAGAACUAUGGUUCUGACCAUUCUGAAGGCCAACAAAGUGUCAACUUUUUCCCUGAGAGGUUCAUCUCUCGGCAGGAUCUUAUAGGCUGGAAAGCCCAAGUAGAGUAUGAAUUUAAGCCAGAAAUCUUGCAAAAGAUAUCAACAAAAGUGGGUUAUAUGGAUGUGAAGGCGAUCAGUUCAGAGGCACCUGUGGAACUUUACAUGGACUUGCUAGCUGGAGACAAGAGCAUAGCUAGAAGAGUUUUUGGUCAGAGCAAGCGAUUUCAACCAAAUAAACCUUCAACAAAAGCUCAAGCAGCAGUGGCAUUGGUGAGUGGGAGGAUGGCAGAAGCUACAUAUAAUGAAUUGUCAAGACUUGAGGCUGAAAGGUCCUCAAGGCAAGCUGAGAUGGAGGAAAUUAGGUCUGAGUUGCUUGAUAGGGGAGACAUACAAAGAUGUUGGGAUGAGAAGUUCAGUGAGUUGAGAACUCAAUGUUUUGAGGUGGAGAAACUUUAUGCAUCGGCAUGUGCUGAUUUGGAGCAGGAGUUGAAUGUUCAAGAGAUGGGUUAUGCUGAGGCUUUGAAGGAGAAGGCAGCCAUGGAUUGUCAGAGGCAACUACUUCUGAAUCUGAAGGAAGAGGUUGAUGAGAUGACAGAAAAGCUUGCAUCAGAGAGGGCCAUGUUUGUCGAUGAGAAGUGCAAAUUACAGAAUAUUCUUGGUGAAUUGCUAACAAAGCAGGAUGGACUUCUUGAUACAAAGUCUAUACUGGAAGCUGAGAAAGAAGCUCUUCGAAUUCUUAGAUCUUGGGUAGAAGAUGAAGCAAGGAAAAGUCAAGCCCGUGCUAAGGUUCUUGAGGAGGUAGGACGAAGGUGGAGAUGGAACAGCCAUGCCUGAGUGUCGAGUACUUAAAAAAUACAUCAACCAUUACAAUGUCAAAAUACUUCUUGGGGCUAUGAAAUAAUGCCUGAAUAAUAUGGUGUGCACAAAAUUUCCUUUUGGAAUUUCCUGUAUGUAACUAUGUUUUAUUGGAUGGGGAAACAUUGUUAGUCUUUUCUUAUAACAGCCAGAUAUUUCUGAGUGGAUUGAAAUAAUGAAA